This is a messenger RNA of Saccharomycopsis crataegensis, 1206 nucleotides long. It is a transcript of the gene COX18, whose product is annotated as membrane insertase COX18. The record is from RefSeq and is a predicted model, not a curated record. Gene Ontology annotation, cellular component: mitochondrial inner membrane. The transcript has a single exon. Gene Ontology annotation, biological process: protein insertion into mitochondrial inner membrane from matrix; mitochondrial respiratory chain complex IV assembly. NCBI's taxonomy places the organism in Eukaryota, Fungi, Ascomycota, Saccharomycetes, Ascoideales, Saccharomycopsidaceae. The coding region runs from base 1 to 1206 and encodes 401 amino acids. Gene Ontology annotation, molecular function: membrane insertase activity.
AUGCAAUCGCUACUAUCGAGAACAUGGAUUCGUGGUGUUAGCCAGCGAUCCCCUCGAUCUCCAAUAUCCCCCAUCAGAUUGCAAACACGGAAACUUUCCGACUUCACUGCGACGAUCCAAACGUUGACCGACUCAUUCAUCACCCUUCAUUCAUCGCUGGGGGUUCCAUGGUGGGUGCUUGUGCCAAUGGUGACGUUUGCAUUCAGAUCCACCAUCACUCUACCAUUAGCGGUUCUCAACCGCAAAAGAAUAUUGAAACAAAGACUGCUUCGGCCGAUUCUUGAUUCGAUGUACCCGAUCCUCAAAUUCAACUUGAUGCGUAAAGUAUUGAAACGCAAUAAAGUCUCAUCAUCAUCAUCAUCAUCAUCAUCAUCAUCAUCAUCAUCAACAACAGCAACAGCAACAGCAACAACAACCAAGAAUCCAAACGACAUGGUGGUAUCUACUACUGAUCCAUUCGCAUCGCUAUCGUACGAACAAGUGGUGCUUCUUGCCGCCAAGGAGAAACGUAAACGUCAAAAGAAAUUGUACCGUGAGAAUCGUUGCCAAGUAUGGAAGAAUUUCUGUCUUCCGGUAUUACAAAUUCCUCUUUGGAUCAUGGUAUCUUUAACGAUCAGGAAUCUUUGUGGGUGGAACAGUUUCUUGAUUUCCUCGGGAUCCGAGGUCCUGAAAAUCGAUCCGUCGUUGCUCGAUGGGGGGAUAUUAUGGUUUUCUGAUUUAUCGCACGCCGAUCCAUACGGGAUCUUACCGGUGAUGUUGGGGGUGGUAUCAUUGACGAAUAUGGAACUCGUGGCGAAGUUUAAUCCCAUGGGUAAAAAUGGCAGUGGCAGUGGCAGCAGUGGCAGGUUUGUCAAAGAUACGUUUUCCAAUCGUCGGACGGUGUACGAUUCGAUGUUGGAUAUUUCUCGAUUAUCGGUAGUGUUUCUCAUGGGGAUUGCUUCACAGGCUCCAGCGAUCUUGACAUUAUAUUGGAUCAGUUCAAAUGUGUUCUCAUUGAUUCAGAACGUGGUGUUCCAAUACGUGUGGCCAUUGAACCCCGGGUUCUAUAAUGAAAAUUUCAUGAUCAAUGAUCAAAAAGUUUAUUCUAAAGAAACCGAGACCCUAAGUUAUAUGAACGAUGGGGGUAGACUGUCGAAUAAUAACGGGGAAAUUAAAAAGAUGACAGGACAAGAAGUGGAUGAUUUGCUUAAAUUGGAAAUGAAAUGA